Molecule: messenger RNA, 1284 nt
Organism: Venustampulla echinocandica
Lineage: Eukaryota; Fungi; Ascomycota; Leotiomycetes; Helotiales; Pleuroascaceae
Product: Thiolase-like protein
Exons: 2
Coding region: 1-1284 (427 amino acids)
Biological process (GO): fatty acid beta-oxidation
Molecular function (GO): acetyl-CoA C-acetyltransferase activity
Source: RefSeq, a predicted model, not a curated record
AUGUCCGCCAUCCGUAAUUCCUCAGCGCCAAAACAAAGACUAGGUCAAGUCCAACGGCAUUUCAGUGCUACUACCUCGGCCAGACAACAGAUCCAGGAUGCUUAUAUCUUGAGCGCCUCAAGAACGCCCACAGCAAAGUUCAAUGGAUCUUUUUUAACUGUCUCGGCGCCCAAACUCGGUGCAGUGGCAAUUAAAUCCGCCCUUGAGAAAUCCAAAGUCCCCGUCUCCAAAAUCACAGAUGUCUACAUGGGCAAUGUCCUACAAGGCUCCGUCGGACAGGCUCCGGCCAGACAGGCCGUUAUAUUCGCUGGGCUACCUAACACCGUCGAGGCGAUCACAAUCAACAAAGUCUGCGCAUCUGGACUGAAGGCCGUGGUAUUCGCCGCUCAAAACAUCCAGCUCGGUCUGGCGGAGGCCCAAAUCGCCGGAGGAAUGGAGAACAUGUCCCAGGUGCCCCUCUACGUGCCUCGAGCCAGCGGCCAGCCUGCAUUCGGCAAUGUCACAAUGGAGGAUGGGCUAAUCAAAGACGGGCUGACGGACGUGUACAAUAAAUUCCACAUGGGCAACUGCGCGGAGGCCACAGCAAAGAAGUUCGAGAUUACCAGAGAGAUGCAGGAUGACUAUACCAAACUAUCAUAUACCCGGGCGCAGGAGGCAUGGAAGAAUGGCGCGUUCAAGGAGGAGAUUGCACCUGUAACGGUUAAGGGCAGAAAGGGAGAUACGAUCGUCGACACCGAUGAGGGUUUCCUAGAUGUUAAGUUCGAUAAGAUCGCAACGCUGAAGCCAGCGUUUGUCCGGGACGGCACCGGAACCGUGACAGCAGCCAAUUCGUCCACCCUGAACGACGGUGCCAGUGCACUCGUGCUGGGCAACAAGGCUAUUGCGCAAGAAUUCGGUAAAGGAUCUCGAGUCCUGGCUAGGAUUUGCGGAUCCGCCGAUGCGGCCAUUGAUCCUGUUGAUUUCCCCGUCGCGCCUGCGAAGGCCGUGCCUCUGGCUUUGGAGAGGGCUGGUAUCACGAAGGAGGAUGUUGCUGUUUGGGAGUUCAAUGAGGCGUUUGCGGCGGUUAUCAAGGCCAACGAGAAGAUCCUCGGGCUGGAGGGCGCCAACGUCAACCCGCUUGGAGGUGCUAUCUCUCUAGGCCACGCACUUGGUAGCUCAGGCUCUCGGAUUCUGACAACGUUGCUGCAUCAAUUGAAGGUUGGCGAGUAUGGUGUUGCCGCUAUUUGCAAUGGAGGUGGUGCGGCUACGGCGAUCGUGGUACAGAGGAUCGAGAGUGUUGAGUAA